GAAUGCUAAAUCUCGAAUGGGUGUAACUUAUUUAGUCCCGAUUUUUGCUCUACUGGGAAAUGCACCCAUAUCGGAAAGAACUGCGACAGGUCAAACUAACGUUGCCAACGACGACGCUUGAAGUCGUGUGCUGAUGUCACGUAUAUUCAUGUUUGUGUCAGCUCAAAUGACUACAACAUGCGGGAUGUGCGGAAAGUGGGGCCGAGACAUUCCAUUCUUUUCAACAAGCUGCAUAAACUUCGAGCGUCUUUUUUCUUUCAGAGACUUUUCUCGGCCUUACAACAUCGGUAAAAUUUUGGCGAAUUUUUGGGCUAGUAGCUUUAUGGCAGCCACAAGGUUAUGAUCGACUACCACCUCUACCACGUCGAAAACAAGACAUACGCAUAACUCUGCAAGCUACGUGUGAACACUAGAAUAAUUUCUACCGGGAAAAAUUAUGAGUUUGCACUGCAUGUGAGUACAGUCCGACUGCAAGGCUCCUGAUAAAGAGAAUGACUGCGAAGGCAUGAAGACACAUCACUAGCUCAAUGCACUCAAUGUUGCACAUAAAAGUGAGGAAGAAAUGGAAGCCUAGGACAGCUACUAUAAAUUGUAAGUUAAUUUUAGUGUUUUGCCUUGGUUGCUGUAUGGGUUGUUGCUACGAAUGUGACGAUGGUUGUUGUAGCUGUGAAAAUUUUCUGUGUACUCUGAUCUACCUGGAACGCUGGCGUAAAUCUUGGCACAAUCUGAAAUGACUCUUGAUAGCAUACUUGACCAUGCUUAAACACAAGCUGAUAAACAUACCUAAAAAACUGUAUUUGUAGAAGUAUCUGGACCGGCAAAUUCAAUUGUGCGAUAUCUAUACUUAGCGCCGUCUACAUUGAGCUGAGCCACUUCUGCGUGGCGAAUGCAGCUAUCUUUUUGUCUUGAAAAGCCGGGUCUUGCAACUGUUUACUUUCGACAGUGGUAAUCGCAGCUAUUUUACAUGUUGGAUGUGGGCGCUGCGAUAGAGCUGAUCGUACUCAGGUACAACAUGUGCUUUGGCGCAAGUAAUGCAUAUAUGACAGCUCCCUACAAGCAAAAUUCUUCUUCGUAAUACGUCAUCAUGCUGAGCGUAUUAAAUUUUGAUGCUUAUCAACAAGGCCUGAUUUGACCAGUAACUCAUUUUAUUCCCUUAUAUCGCUUUUGAUUUGAACAUUCGUCAAGUUAG
Messenger RNA from Plasmopara halstedii, 1189 nucleotides. RefSeq lists its product as uncharacterized. The record is from RefSeq and is a predicted model, not a curated record. Bases 134 to 343 code for a protein of 69 amino acids. Lineage: Eukaryota; Oomycota; Peronosporomycetes; Peronosporales; Peronosporaceae. The transcript has a single exon.